AUGGCGUUGGCGGAAAUAAACCGGAAACCACAUUGGUGCUUCAAUCUCGCGGUGGAAACUAUAAACUCUAUUCCUCUGCGAGAGCAGAAACGAUUCUUUCUCAGCGCUUUCCGAGAGGUUCUGCGAAGAAGAGUUACAGCCACUGGUCCGUCUUCAUCAUUGUCAAGGCAGAAAACGGACAGUCUGCGAGACAUUCCUGACAACAUCAUGGGGAGCAAUAUUUAA
Oikopleura dioica is the source of this 225-nucleotide messenger RNA. NCBI's taxonomy places the organism in Eukaryota, Metazoa, Chordata, Appendicularia, Copelata, Oikopleuridae. The record is from the annotation of a GenBank genome assembly.